Triticum urartu is the source of this 683-nucleotide messenger RNA. The record is from RefSeq and is a predicted model, not a curated record. Lineage: Eukaryota; Viridiplantae; Streptophyta; Magnoliopsida; Poales; Poaceae.
GCCAACAAUUAAGGGAUGAAAAAUAUACUUGUCCGAGACCUGGACGUGUACGCGACGUACCAGCUGACGGGCCCGUACGAGCUGAGCAUCCGCACGAACGCGACGGCGCUGAACAAGGCGACGCCGGUGAACUUCCUGCAGCACGUGUACCUGAACCUGGGCGGGGAGGGCAGCGGCGACAUCCUGGGCCACACGCUCCAGCUCUCCGCGUCCCGGUACACCCCGAUGGACGAGGAGCUGCUCCCGUCGUCGGGCCGCGUCGACCCGGUGGCCGGCACGAACUACGACUUCCGCACGCCGACGCCCAUCGGCGCGCGCAUCCGGAAGGUCAAGGGCGGCAAAGUCUACGGCUACGACAUCAACUACGUCAUCGACUGGGAGGGGAUGCGGAAGGUGGCGGUGGCGCGGGACGGCAAGUCGGGGCGCGCGCUGGAGCUGUGGGCCAACCAGCCGGCCAUACAGCUCUACACCGGCAACUUCCUGAACCACACCCAGGCGAAGGGCGGCAAGCUGUACGAGCAGUACGACGGGUUUUGCCUGGAGACGCAGGCGUACCCGGACGCCGUGAACCACCCCGAGUUCCCGUCGGUGACGGUGAGGCCCGGCCAGGUGUACAAGCACGACAUGCUCUACAAGUUCUCCUUCUAGCUUUUUUUAGUAACAGAUCUCCUUCUAGCUAUGGC